This is a messenger RNA of Closterium sp. NIES-65, 2265 nucleotides long. The record is from the annotation of a GenBank genome assembly. Lineage: Eukaryota; Viridiplantae; Streptophyta; Zygnematophyceae; Desmidiales; Closteriaceae.
AUGGGGACGGUUCUUCAUGCGGCGGGCCCGUUUGAAGGAAAAAAGAGCUGGAAUCUCGUCCCAAGGUCUUCCCGGGCUCACAAACGCCCUUAUAUGGGGACGGUUCUUCAUGCGGCGGGCCCGUUUGAAGGAAAAAAGAGCGGGAGAACGGGCCCGUUCUAUCCAUCAUCCCGCCCCAUGCCCCCGCUUUCCAUCACCCCUCCCCAUUCUCCCUCCUUCCAUCACCCUGCCCCAUUCUCUCGCUUUCCAUCACCCCGCCCCAUUCUCCCGCUUUCCAUCACGCCGCCCCAUUCUCCCGCUUUCCAUCACCCCGCCCCAUUCUCCCUCCUUCCAUCACCCCUCCCCAUUCUCCCGCUUUCCAUCACCCCGCCCCAUUCUCCUUUCUUCCAUCACCCCGCCCCAUUCUCCCUCAUUCCAUUACCCCGCCCCAUUCUCCCGCUUUCCAUCACCCCGCCCCAUUCUCCCGCUUCCCAUAACCCCACCCCAUUCUCCCGCUUUCCAUCACCCCGCCACAUUUUCCCACUUUCCAUCACCUCGCCCCAUACUCCUUCCUUCUAUCACCCCGCCCCAUUCUCCCGAUUUCCAUCAGCCCGCCCCAUUCUCCCGCUUUCCAUCACCCCGCCCCUUUCUCCCGCUUUCCAUCUCCCCGCCCCAUUCUCCCGCUUUCCAUCACCCCGCCCCAUUCUCCCGCUUUCCAUCACCUCGCCCCAUUCUUCCGCUUCCCAUCAUCCCGCCCCAUUCCACCGCUUUCCAUCACCCCUCCCCAUUCUCCCUCCUUCCAUCACCCCGCCCCAUUCUUCCGCUUUCCAUCACCCGCCCCAUUCUCCCGCUUUCCAUCACCUCGCCCCAUUCUCCCGCUUUCCAUCACCCCGCCCCAUUCUUUUGCUUUCCAUCACCCCGCCCCAUUCUCCCGCUUUCCAUCACCCUGCCCCAUUCACCCGCUUUCCAUCACCCGCCCCAUUCUCCCGCUUUCCAUCACCCCGCCCCAUUCUCCCGCUUUCCAUCUGCCCGCUCCAUUCUCCCGCUUUCCAUCACCCCGCCCCAUUCUCCCGCUUUCCAUCACCCCGCCCCAUUCUCCCGCUUUCCAUCACUCCGACCCAUUCUCCCGCUUUCCAUCACCCCGACCCAUUCUCCCACUUUCCAACACCCCGCCCCAUUCUCCCUCCUUCCAUCACCCUGCCUCAUUCUCCCUCCUUCCAUCACCCCGCCCCAUUCUCCCGCUUUCCAUCACCUCGCCCCAUUCUCCCGCUUUCCAUCACCCAGCCCCAUUCUUUCGCUUUCCAUCACCCCGCCCCAUUUUCCCGCUUUCCAUCACCCCGCCCCAUUCUCCCGCUUUCCAUCACCCUGCCCCAAUCUCCCGCUUUCCAUCACCCCGCCCCAUUCUCCCUCCUUCCAUCACCCCGCCCCAUUCUCCCGCUUUCCAUCACCCCGCCCCAUUCUCCUGCUUUCCAUCACCCAGCCCCAUUCUCCCGCUUUCCAUCACCCCACCCCAUUCUCCCGCUUUCCAUCACCCCACCCCAUUCUCCCUCCUUCCAUCACCCCGCCCCAUUCUCCCACCUUCCAUCACCCCGCCCCAUUCUCCCGCUUUCCAUCACCCCGCCCCAUUCUCCCUCCUUCCAUCACCCCGCCCCAUUCUCCCUCCUUCCAUCACCCCGCCCCAUUCUCCCGCUUUCCAUCACCCCGCCCCAUUCUCCCGCUUCCCAUAACCCCACCCCAUUCUCCCGCUUUCCAUCACCCCGCCACAUUCUCCCGCUUUCUAUCACCCCGCCCCAUUCUCCCUCCUUCCAUCACCCCGCCCCAUUCUCCCGCUUUCCAUCACCCCGCCCCAUUCUCCCGAUUUCCAUCACCCCGCCCCAUUCUCCCGCUUUCCAUCACCCCGCCCCAUUCUCCCGCUUUCCAUCACCCCGCCCCAUUCUCCCGCUUUCCAUCAUCCCGCCCCAUUCUCCCUCCUUCCAUCACCCCGCCCCAUUCUUCCGCUUCCCAUCAUCCCGCCCCAUUCCCCCGCUUUCCAUCACCCCUCCCCAUUCUCCCUCAAUCCAUCACCCCGCCCCAUUCUCUCGCUUUCCAUCACCCCGCCCCAUUCUCCCACUUUCCAUCACCCCGCCCCAUUUUCCCGCUUUCCAUCACUCCGCCCCAUUAUCCCUCCUUCCAUCACCCCGCCCCAUUCUCCCUCCUUCCAUCACCCCGCCCCAUUCUCCCGCUUUCCAUCACCCCGCCCCAAUCUCCUGCUUUCCAUUACCCGCCCCAUUCUCCCGCUUUCCAUAA